GUUUCGCGGCUAUUACCCUCAGAAUCCAUCUUUCUACUGCUACUUCUUCUCCUUCUUCUCGCUCACCCACCCCGCUUUGCGCUCCCAGAAACCCCAUUUUAGUCUCUAUAUAUCUGCCAUUCCUGUCUAUGCUCCCACUCGCCGCUCAAUUUUCACUCACUUGUGCUGUCAAAUUUGAAUUUGAUUCAGAAGAAUCUUCAGACGCGUGGAUUUUUCUAUCCUAAUCUUAGUUAUGGCCCCACCAAGACAACCAAGGAGCUUAAAUAAACGACAUUCUAAUAGAAAUGAUGUCUCCCUGAGUAAUGAUGGAGAUAGUUCUAAAAAGAACAUGCAACGGAAGAGGAAGUAUAUUGACAUGUUAGGUCCUCAAUGGAGCAAGGAAGAGCUGGAGAGUUUCUAUGAUGCAUACCGGGAGUAUAAUAAAGAUUGGAAAAAAGUGGCAGCAGCAGUCCAAAACCGAUCAGUUGAUAUGGUGGAGGCUCUUUACACCAUGAAUAGGGCUUACUUAUCUCUUCCUGAGGGGAUUGCUUCUGUUGUUGGGUUGAUUGCAAUGAUGACUGAUCACUACUGCAACUUGGUUGGAAGCGAUAGUGAUCAGGAAAACAAUGAGGGUGCAGGAACAACUCGAAAUCCCCAAAAACGCGCUCGGUGUAAAGUUCAGGCUAGUAAAGCAUCUGAUUUGCACCCUUCAACAGUUGCAUCAGGUUAUGAUUGCCUGGCAUUAUUGAAGAGCAAAUGCUCAAAAGGGGACCAGACUCGUGUUGUAGGAAAGAGGACACCACGGUUUCCAGUAUCACGCUCUAAUGAAAAUUUUAAAGCCAAGAAGUAUUUUUCUCCAAGUAGACAAGAUUUGAAAAUAAAUUUAGAUGCCCAUGAUGAUGAAGUUGCACGUGAAAUAGCAUUGGCUUUAGCAGAAGCUUCACACAGAGGGGGUUCUCCUCAGGUUUCUCAAACACCUAUUCAUGGAACAGACAGUGCUUUGUCCUCUCCUGCUUGGACCACUGAAAGCAAUCAUGCUAAUCUGGAAAUAGCCAAUGCCAAGGUUCUCAGUAGUGAAAUGGACAGAGAAGGAAGCAUGGAAGUUGAUACCAGAGAGUUAUCUAGUUGUAGGAAUUAUUUGAUGGAACCUGGAAGUGUUGGCAAAACAAUGCAAAAAGGGAGAAGACUAAAUGAGAAAAAGUUGAAAGCUGGGGAAAGUGGUGACUAUAAUUUUCAUGAUAUCAAGGAAGUAUGUAGUGGUACAGAAGAUCAUAGAUUGGGUGCAGUAAGAAAGAAACAUGAAAUGGAGAUUCUGAAUGAAAAAGUUUCAAAGACUUGUUCACAGGGAUUUAGAAAGAGGAGCAAAAAGGUUCUUUUCCAAAGAGAUGAAGGCUCUACCUUUGAUGCUCUACAAACUUUGGCUGAGCUAUCCCUAAUGAUGCCUGCAACAGAAAAUGAUGAUGAGUCAACGGACCAGGUCAAAGAUGAGAAUAAUCAUAAUGGUGAAUCUGAGUCCUUAGAAGCUAUUCCUAAAAACCUUCCAAGGGAUAACUGUGGAUCAUCAGGGGUUAAAAGUAAAUGGAGUCGACGCAUUUCGGGAAUUGUAGUUGCUUCUAGUAAAGCAUCAAAACAUGUAAAGGUUUCAUGUGGUGCUAUUGCUUCUCCUGAAACAACGGAGGUGAGGAAAACACCAAAAAAGUUGGUAUCUAAGAUGCAAACAAGUGAAGCUUGUCCCAGUAAUUAUCUCUCUGAAUCUCAGGAGUAUGAGACAAAGGAGGCACCAAAGAAGUUGAUCAAUAAGGGUAAAAGGUCUUCUCAAAAUGCAACACCGAAAAUUACAAAGAAUAAAAAACAUUCCGUAAGUGCUGACCCAGGGAUUAAUGGAAGUGAUUCAGCUCAAUCAAUUGCCGAAAUCCCUGCACCGGACGGGGCUACCUUGUGUACUAAAGUCAGAAGCAGGCGUAAGAUUGAACUGAAGAAACCACAAAAGCAAAAAGAUUUGAUGCUUCCUGAUAAAAUUUUGGAUGACAACAAUGACAGACCCUCUGCUUCAGUCCAUGACAAUGUGUCCAAUCUCAAGAAAAGGCUCUCUAAUUGUCUUUCUGAUGAUCAUGUACGGAAGUGGUGUAUGUUUGAGUGGUUUUACAGUGCAAUUGAUUAUCCUUGGUUUGCUAAAAAGGAGUUUGUUGAAUACUUGCAUCAUGUUGGAUUAGGGCAUGUCCCAAGGUUAACUCGUGUUGAAUGGAGUGUCAUAAGAAGUUCUCUUGGCAAACCACGGCGAUUUUCUGUGCAAUUCUUGAAGGAGGAAAAAGAGAAGCUAAAUCAAUAUCGUGAAUCUGUUAGAAGACAUUACACCGAACUAUGUGAGGGUACCAGGGAAGGAUUACCCACUGAUCUUGCAAGGCCAUUAUCAGUUGGACAACGCGUCAUUGCAAUCCACCCUAAGACAAUGGAAAUUCAUGAUGGAAGUGUGCUGACAGUUGAUCAUUCCAGGUGCCGGAUUCAGUUUGACCUUCCUGAUCUUGGGGUUGAAUUUGUCAAGGAUAUUGAUUGCAUGCCCCAAAAUCCAUAUGAGAACAUGCCUACAUUACUCGCUAGGCACAUUGAUGCCUUGGACUUGUCAUUUGAGAACACCCCCAAGCACAAAGUGAAAGCUCAAUCAAAUGAGAGUAUGAAAUUCUCAUCAGGAGUUCUGGAGAAUGGUGAUGGUUUCCUUAAUUUAUCUCCAAUGAAUUUUGCCAUUAACAAUCUGUUAACACAGACAAAGGUGACAACAUCAAGUGCUGACUGGCAAUCAAAUAUUGGGACAAUGGAACCUGCCACAGCAUAUUCUCAGCCUAGUAAAAUGGCUCAGCAUCAAGCAAAAGAAGCUGAUGUUCGUGCUCUUGCUGAGCUGAUGCAUGCCCUUGAUAAAAAGCAUGCUGUGAUCGCUGAAUUGAGGCACAUGAAUGAUGAUGUGAUGGAAGAUCAAAAGAGCAGUGACUGCACUCUUAUGGACUUGGAGCCUUUCAGAAAGCAAUAUGCCACAAUAGUAUUACAGUUGAAGGAAGUAAAUAAACAGGUUUCUUCUGCUUUGUUUCAUUUGAGACAAAGGAACACAUAUCAAGAUAACUUGUCACCAAGGCCCGUUGCUAAUUUUUGUGAUCCUGGUGAUAUGUUGAACACUUACGACCAUUAUACAGGCCAAGCUCAGGAACCUGGAUCACAUGUCAAUGAGACUAUUGAAAGUUCAAAAAUAAAAGCGCGGAUAAUGGUGGACUCUGUUUUGCAGGAAUUUAAUGGAAUGGAGAGCACUACAGAGAAUGUGGCCCCUGAUUCUACUCUGAACAGACCUGUGAAUGGAAACGAGGCAGAUAUCCCUUCAGAGCUGAUUAGUCGAUGUGUUGCAACUUUUCUUAUGAUUCAGAAGUGUACAGAAAGAGAGUUUCCUCCCGCAGGGGUGGCCAAAAUACUGGAUUCUGCAGUUGCAAGCCUGCAGCCGCGUUGUUCACAGAACCUCCCGGUUUAUACUGAAAUUCAGAAGUGCAUCGGAGUCAUAAAAAACCAAAUAUUGGCACUCGUACCGACAUAGAAUGUAACUCUUUUAGGUUUACAAGGUAGAGGUAGAUAAGUUGGUAAGCUUGAAUGGUGAUGAAUGCAUUAGGUAUUCUUCUCUGCGUUUUUCCUUAAGUUCAGUCUAAUGCUGGGCUCAUUUUUGUUUACUGAAUUCUGUCAAAAGACAGGGAAGAGGAGGGUGAUAUGAUCAAAUUAAUGUUGUUAUAGUUUAACAUUUAUCUCCAAAUGUCAUAAUCAAUUUUAAGUGCAAUAGUUCAUAGCAUAUGCUCAUU
This is a messenger RNA of Ipomoea nil (Japanese morning glory), 3806 nucleotides long. RefSeq names its product protein ALWAYS EARLY 3-like. Lineage: Eukaryota; Viridiplantae; Streptophyta; Magnoliopsida; Solanales; Convolvulaceae. Gene Ontology annotation, cellular component: transcription repressor complex; nucleoplasm. The record is from RefSeq and is a predicted model, not a curated record. The coding region runs from base 233 to 3550 and encodes 1105 amino acids. Gene Ontology annotation, molecular function: DNA binding. The transcript has 21 exons. Gene Ontology annotation, biological process: DNA-templated transcription; regulation of transcription by RNA polymerase II; regulation of cell cycle.